Messenger RNA from Epithele typhae, 1302 nucleotides. Its product is annotated as dihydrolipoamide acetyltransferase. The coding region runs from base 1 to 1302 and encodes 433 amino acids. Gene Ontology annotation, biological process: pyruvate decarboxylation to acetyl-CoA. The record is from RefSeq and is a predicted model, not a curated record. NCBI's taxonomy places the organism in Eukaryota, Fungi, Basidiomycota, Agaricomycetes, Polyporales, Epitheliaceae. Gene Ontology annotation, molecular function: dihydrolipoyllysine-residue acetyltransferase activity. The transcript is spliced from 7 exons. Gene Ontology annotation, cellular component: pyruvate dehydrogenase complex.
AUGGCCUCUUCACUCGCUCGUGGUAUCCUCGCCAGGCGCUUCCACGUCUCAGCCUCUCGUCAUGCUCUCUCCAAGUUCGCCAUGCCUGCCAUGAGCCCUACCAUGACGGAAGGCGGUAUCGCAUCAUGGAAGAAGAAGGAGGGCGAGACGUUCGCGGCGGGUGACGUUCUCCUGGAGAUUGAAACCGACAAGGCUACCAUCGACGUUGAGGCCCAGGACGACGGUGUUCUUGCCAAGAUUCUUGCCAGCGAUGGCGCUAAGAACAUCUCUGUUGGGGCCACCAUUGCUAUCAUAGGCGAGGAGGGCGAUGACCUCUCUGCCGCCGUGCAAAUGGCGUCCGAUGCUGCUUCCGAGCAAUCUUCUGAGCCUAAGGAGAAGGCUUCGGAGCCCGCCCCGAAGCCCACCUCGUCGAGGUCUGCCGAAACUCCCAAGCAGGAGACCAAAGCAGAGCUUCCGAAGGAUUGCCUCGAGCGCGGCAUCCCUCUGGCCAAGGUGAAGGGCACUGGCCCUGAGGGCAGGAUCCUCAGGGAAGACGUCGAGAAGUUCCAGGGCGUUCCUGCCGCUUCCUCUGCUGCUGCUCAGCCAGCAGCUGCCCUCUCGGACUACGUCGACACGCCCAUCACCAACAUGCGUCGCACCAUCGGGGCACGUCUCACACAAUCGAAGCAGGAGCUCCCUCACUAUUACCUUACCGUCGACAUAAACAUGGACAAGGUGUUCAAGCUCCGCCAGGUCUUCAACAAGACUCUUGGUGAGAAGGACAAGGCGGCGAAGCUGUCAGUCAACGACUUUGUGCUCAAGGCAGUUGCAUGUGCUCUUGGAGACGUCCCGGAAGCCAACUCAGCGUGGAUGGGCGAGGUCAUCCGGCAAUACUCGAAGGCCGACAUCUCGGUCGCCGUUGCUACACCAACCGGUCUCAUCACGCCCAUCAUCAAGGAUGUUGGCUCUAAGGGUCUUGCGUCAAUAUCCUCGGAGGGUAAGGCACUUGCUAAGAAGGCUCGCGAUGGCAAACUCCAGCCUCAAGAAUACCAGGGCGGCACUUUCACGGUCUCCAACCUCGGAAUGUUCGGCAUCUCGCACUUCACCGCAAUCAUCAACCCUCCUCAGUCAUGUAUCCUCGCGGUUGGUGCCACGCAGCCAACUCUCGUGCCCGCGCCUGAGGAGGAGCGCGGAUUCAAGACGGCCCAGAUCAUGAAGGUCACGCUCAGCGCAGACCACCGCACGGUCGACGGCGCGGUUGGCGCGCGCUGGCUGGCGGCGUUCAAGGGUUACCUCGAGAACCCUCUCACGUUCAUGCUCUGA